AUGGAGCCGGAGAACUCUACCAGUGGAGUGACAGAAUUUCUUCUUUUGGGUCUCACAGCAAACCGCCGUCUGCAAUAUGUCCUCUUCAUAGUGUUCCUCACAGUCUGCAUUACCAUUUGGUUGGGCAACCUCACAAUAAUCAUCACAGUGAUCACCGACCAUCGACUUUGCUCUCCAAUGUACUUUCUGCUGGGAAACCUAGCCUUCAUCGAUCUCAGUGAGUCUUCGGUCACUGUGCCAAAGAUGCUGUGGGACCUUGCAUUGCAACGCAGGGUUAUCACUUUUGGUGGCUGCAUGGCACAGAUGUUCUUCUUUCACUUCACUGGAGGAGCAGUAGUCUUUCUGCUCAUGGUGAUGGCAUUGGACCGCUAUGUGGCUAUCCACAAACCACUUCAAUAUCUCACUAUUAUGAACCAUGCUACUUGUGUGGGGUUAGUGGCAGGAGUGUGGUUGGGUGGUUUUGUUCAUUCCAUUGUUCAGAUAGCUUUAAUGAUCAGAUUACCAUACUGUGGACCCAAUGUCUUAGAUAACUACUACUGUGAUAUCCCUCAAGUUAUCAAACUGGCCUGUACAAAUACAUUUGUGUUAGAAUUGCUAAUGUUCUCUAACAGUGGACUUCUCACCAUCAUUAUAUUCAUCAUUUUGGUUGUGUCAUACACUAUCAUCUUGGUCAAGAUAAGAGUACACGUCACGGAAGGGAAAAGGAAGGCUCUUUCCACCUGUGGGGCCCAGAUCACAGUUGUAUGCAUCCAUUUCAUACCCUGCAUUUUUAUCUAUGCUCGACCUUUUCAGGAAUUUGCCAUGGACAAGGGUCUUUCUGCACUCUACACAGUCAUUACACCAAUGUUAAAUCCCCUCAUUUACACACUGAGGAAUACCGAGAUGAAAAGUGCCAUUAGGCGGUUAUUAAAAAGAACUGCAGCUUCUUUUGGUGGAGCUAAAGGGAAAUGA
Hemicordylus capensis (graceful crag lizard) is the source of this 951-nucleotide messenger RNA. RefSeq names its product olfactory receptor 4D1-like. The transcript has a single exon. NCBI's taxonomy places the organism in Eukaryota, Metazoa, Chordata, Lepidosauria, Squamata, Cordylidae. Gene Ontology annotation, cellular component: membrane. Gene Ontology annotation, molecular function: G protein-coupled receptor activity; olfactory receptor activity. Gene Ontology annotation, biological process: G protein-coupled receptor signaling pathway. The coding region runs from base 1 to 951 and encodes 316 amino acids. The record is from RefSeq and is a predicted model, not a curated record.